GGAGCUGCAGCGUAGCUCAUGAUUCCAGCGCUCGUCAGUCAAGGCCCCGGGCAGUGGGCGACAGGGCGCCUGGGCAGACGGACCGCUAGCAGCUCUGCCGUACCCGCACGGCGAUCGAUGGGGAGCAGCCCCGGCGCACCCCGCGAGUGAGGGCGCACUGCCGGGGCGCCGAGGCGGCGCGCGGAAGCCCCGCACCAGCGCUGCCAGGUCCCGGCCCGACGUGGGCGCAGCGUCCGCGGCGCGGACUUGAUACUUGACAAAUCGGUCUAAAAUGGCUGACUUUUUAUCUGAGUAAGUCACUGAAACCAUCCCGGAAGUUCUGCAUUCAGGUGCAUUUGGUAUUGUGUCUGAGACUAAUUAACUCAGGAGAUCAAAAUGAUCCUCAACUCUACCACUGAAGAUGGUAUUAAAAGAAUCCAAGAUGACUGUCCCAAAGCUGGAAGGCACAAUUACAUAUUUGUCAUGAUCCCUACUUUAUACAGUAUCAUCUUUGUGGUGGGAAUAUUUGGAAACAGUUUAGUGGUGAUUGUCAUUUACUUUUACAUGAAACUGAAGAGUGUGGCCAGUGUUUUUCUUUUGAAUUUAGCACUGGCUGACUUAUGCUUUUUACUGACUUUGCCACUAUGGGCUGUCUACACCGCUAUGGAAUACCGCUGGCCCUUUGGCAAUUACCUCUGUAAGAUUGCUUCAGGCAGCGUCAGUUUCAACCUCUAUGCCAGUGUGUUUCUACUCACUUGUCUAAGCAUUGAUCGCUACCUGGCUAUUGUUCACCCAAUGAAGUCCCGCCUUCGGCGUACAAUGCUUGUGGCCAAAAUCACCUGCAUCUUUAUUUGGCUGCUGGCUGGCUUGGCUAGUUUGCCAACUAUAAUCCACCGAAAUGUGUUUUUCAUUGAGAACACCAAUAUCACAGUUUGUGCUUUCCAUUACGAAUCCCAAAAUUCAACCCUCCCCAUAGGGCUGGGCCUAACCAAGAAUAUACUGGGUUUCUUGUUUCCUUUUCUGAUCAUUCUUACAAGUUAUACUCUUAUAUGGAAGACAUUAAAGAAGGCUUAUGAAAUUCAGAAGAACAAGCCAAGAAAUGAUGAUAUUUUCAAGAUAAUUAUGGCAAUUGUGCUUUUCUUUUUCUUUUCCUGGGUUCCCCACCAAAUAUUCACUUUUCUGGAUGUAUUGAUUCAGCUGGGCAUUAUACAUGACUGUAAAAUCUCAGAUAUUGUUGACACCGCCAUGCCCAUCACUAUUUGCAUAGCUUAUUUCAACAAUUGCCUGAAUCCACUCUUUUAUGGCUUUCUGGGGAAAAAAUUUAAAAAAUAUUUUCUCCAGCUUCUGAAAUAUAUUCCUCCAAAGGCCAAAUCCCACUCAAGCCUAUCAACAAAAAUGAGCACACUUUCCUACCGCCCCUCAGAUAAUGGAAGUUCCUCCACCAAGAAGCCCACCUUAUGCACCGAGGUUGAGUGACGUGCCGAACCAGUCUGUGAGGUAUUCAUUUGAAGGAAGGGAUAAGAGAAAUACUCCUCUGCAGCACUUCACUGCAAAUGAGCAUGAGCUACUUCCCGGAGUUUAAGAAGAAAAUGGAUUAUGCAGACUGACCAACUUUUCUAAAGCUCUGAACAAAAGCUUUUCUUUCCCUUUGUGACAAAACAAAGCCAAGCCACAUUUUGCAGUAGAUAGAUGAUGGCUGCUCAAAGAACGAUGUCAGAAACUGGAUGAAUGUGUCGAUUUGAAAAAUUUUACUGGCAGAAAUGCCAUCUCCCUAGUCUGAUCUUGUUCUGUUAUUUUUGAGUUCCACAUAAGAUUAUUUAGAAUAUGUUAAAUCUUGAGAGGAACAACAGGAGAUCAGAGCUCUUAAUUGCUCUGUCCAGUUUCCAAAAGGCGAUAAAGCUUUUGUGCCUGUUUAGCUAUUAGCAACUAUGGCCCACUUGUACCUGCUGCUACACAUUCUGUUGUACAAAGACUUGCUAAGCAGUAGUUGUCAAGUUUCAGGAAGUUUUGUGAAAUUCAACCAGUGUCUUACAGAUUCACACUGCCAAAACACGCCGACUAAGUGGCUUAUUUGUAUAACGAUGUUACUGAAGUCAUAUAUAAAAGUUAACUUGUGAAGGCAUUACUCUCGUCCCAGCUAGUGGUGUCUUCCUGCUCAUAUUACUCUCAUUUCAUAUCUGAGAAGUAUAUAUAUUUUGUGGUAAAACGAUUAUAUAUCAUAAAAUAUGUGUUAUUGUUUUAAAAAGUAUAUAUUCUACCUAUAUAUGUAUAUGUAUCUCUCUAAAUUGUUACUAGAUUAAAAUCUGGCAAAGUUACAUUUACAUUAAAAUAAAAUAACUUUAUUGUAAUGUAUUU
Messenger RNA from Manis javanica (Malayan pangolin), 2334 nucleotides. RefSeq names its product angiotensin II receptor type 1 (gene AGTR1). Gene Ontology annotation, molecular function: C-C chemokine receptor activity; C-C chemokine binding; angiotensin type II receptor activity. Gene Ontology annotation, cellular component: external side of plasma membrane; membrane. Lineage: Eukaryota; Metazoa; Chordata; Mammalia; Pholidota; Manidae. The record is from RefSeq and is a predicted model, not a curated record. Gene Ontology annotation, biological process: calcium-mediated signaling; immune response; regulation of vasoconstriction.